GCGAAGGUCCACGGAUGGAGAAUCUACGUCACACCAACGAUGGCCUGUGUUUUCAAGAGUCGUCGAGCUCCGAGCUCCGGUUGACGCCCUACAAAUGGGCCAACAAGUCCACGCUUUCCAACAACUUCUUCCGCCGGUUUACCAACGGUCGUGGAUGCUCCGCGCUCAAGGACAUGGCUCUGCGAAGCGUCGUGAAGUACCGACAGGCCUUGACGGCCGAAACGCUAGCUCAGACUCCCUGGGAUCCCGUAGGAGACUUGGUGUGGAGGCAGAUCGUCAAGAUGAAGGCGGUCACAGUCGCGUGCUGGAAAGCGUUCGCGCUGGCCUACUGCUCGAACCGCGACGCGCAGAAGGUCCUCGGAGACCUCAAGGCUCCGUCCGGGCUUCCGCUUGAGCUCCUGGCGCCGACGCUGCCGUUGCUCGACGCGCCCGACGCCUGUUUCCUCACGCUCCUCCGCCUGGACGCGGCGUCGAUGCGUCUUUCGGACUGGUUAAACCUGUGCGCGCUCAAGAACCUCCGCGCUCUUUACGUGCGCGGGCCGCGUGGUCCUUCGCGCUUUUGCGACCGAGUUGCGAGGGGCUGGGCCAGCCAUGCGAGAGACGCCGGUGCCUUUUCGCAGCUGCGCUGGUUCGUGGUGGCCGGCCAAGACAAAGUGCUCCUUUCGCCCGGCUCGUUCGCUCAGCUGCUUAGUCUUCCCAGGCUCGCGGUGUUCGGAUUAGGGGUUCUGGACGGCACAGUCGAGCCCGGUGACUGCGGGUGGAGAGUCACAACUCAAGGUUGGUCAUCAUUAAUCUCUUCUCAUUCUCAAAGUCGAGACUGCCACGGCCUUGCCGGCCUGGACAGCGCGCUCGACGCGGCAUACUCGUCGAGCAACAAUAUUUCCUGUUUGAGGCUCAUCGUUCAUGUUGGCGAGCGCCUUAACUCGACAACCAAAUCCGUAGGUGACGACUAUUACGAGGGCGCUGAUCUGACUACAUUUGAGAGAGACGCAAUUCCUGAUGAGAAGAAGAGGAGCCCUUCACCAUGCACCGCGGUCUCGUCAGAGAUCUCGCGUAAGCCAAAGAUCAGGAAACUUGCGCACAGGCAGCUAUGCGACGUCUUCUCUUCGCUCCAAACGUAACGUUGCCACCAUCUGCUCAGCCGCUGCAAGCUCUUGGUGGUAUAUUCGACCGCUGUUUACGGAUGAUCGAGUCUUUGUCUUCAGCCACAAAGACCGGAAUGCUCGAUUCCACAGGGCCAUGCUGGUGGAGUUGCCGAUUGCAUGAAACUCACAUAGCGCAGAGUGUCAACUUCGCGAACGACGAUCUUGACCUUGACCGCUCUCCAGUCGAAAAGAGUUCUGUGGUUUUCUUUUACGACACGAAGCGAAUGUUUAGGAUUUUAUAACAUGGAGAACGCUAUCGGGCAUCGUAUCUCAUUCUAAUUAAG
Messenger RNA from Verruconis gallopava, 1429 nucleotides. RefSeq lists its product as uncharacterized. The record is from RefSeq and is a predicted model, not a curated record. The transcript has 3 exons. Lineage: Eukaryota; Fungi; Ascomycota; Dothideomycetes; Venturiales; Sympoventuriaceae. Bases 15 to 1121 code for a protein of 368 amino acids.